AUGGCUGGACGGCAUCGGGGGGGACGCCAGGCACCUGCUGCUCGAGGUGCGCUGCCCCCGCUCCGCGCGCCCCGCUGCGCCCGUGCGCGCGUGCCCCCGCGCCCCACAUUGCGCGCCACGCACCCCACCAUACGCACGCGCGCGCGGGUGUCUUUGCGCACUAUCAUGCACGACAAGGAGACGGGCGACGUGCUCUUCCCCCUCGUCACCCUCACCUCCCGCUUCCAACGCGGCCACAGUCGCAAGCUGUCAAGCCUGGCGUAUCGCGUGGUGGUGCUGCCCAACUGGCCCAUGGCGCGCGCGGGAGAGGGCAGCAGCAGGAAGCGCAAGCAGCGAGGGGACGCGGAGGGCGGACCGCAGAGGAAGGCAGUCGAGCAAGUGGGCGACAUGGGGGGCGAGGUGAGCCUGGUGCCGCUGCCAGUCGUCUACAACUCCAUGGCGCGCCGACCGGGGAUCCAGGAGCACAAGUUCUUCCGCAUCCUCUACCGCGCCAUCCGCCUCACCUCCUACUACCACGUGCUCAAGCACCCCCCGGGCAUGGAGCAGGCGUUGGUGGACCACCACUGCCCCGCCUUCCCCCCGCCACUAGUGCGCACCAACGGCACGAGGCGCUGCAGCAGGUGCAGUGAGUCGCCCAUGCGAGGACCGGCCAGCCUGCAGCACACCUUUGUCAAGUACACCCUGCCGGUGCACAAUGCAGACAACGACCUUCUGCUGGCGUACCGCCUGCUGCCCAUCGCGCGCUUCGUGCCGCUCCACGCGUGCUCACAGCGCUGGCAGCAGCUGCAGCACGUGCGCACACAGCGGAGCGGCGAGAGCGAGGGGCAGGAGGGGGAGGAGGAUGCCAGCACCAGGUGCGAGCGCCAGUAG
This is a messenger RNA of Closterium sp. Naga37s-1, 870 nucleotides long. The record is from the annotation of a GenBank genome assembly. Lineage: Eukaryota; Viridiplantae; Streptophyta; Zygnematophyceae; Desmidiales; Closteriaceae.